AUGUCGCCUCCUCGUGUCACUUCGUCGCUCCCGCACGGAAAGUUAUCAGGAAUUGGCCUGGAUGAUAGUGGACGUGGAGGCAGUGGGCACCUGCGUGAGUUCUGCUCGAGUAGAAGUAGCUCCACCCUGCACUUUUGCUUACCUCAAGGUUUGUCGAGCGCUGCCAGUAUCAUAGAAAUACUGGCAGACCACGGCUCUACGGUCAUCAUGAACGACGGCAACAGGGACAACAGCAUGCAAAAUCCCUGUGGGGCAUCCAAAUCACGAAACACCCGUAGGAGACAAAAAUACAAAACGGAAAAAUGA
Molecule: messenger RNA, 306 nt
Organism: Amoebophrya sp. A25
Lineage: Eukaryota; Dinophyceae; Syndiniales; Amoebophryaceae
Source: the annotation of a GenBank genome assembly